This is a messenger RNA of Grus americana (Whooping crane), 2082 nucleotides long. RefSeq names its product reticulon 3 (gene RTN3). Gene Ontology annotation, biological process: neuron differentiation; brain development; endoplasmic reticulum tubular network formation. Gene Ontology annotation, cellular component: neuron projection; postsynaptic density. NCBI's taxonomy places the organism in Eukaryota, Metazoa, Chordata, Aves, Gruiformes, Gruidae. The record is from RefSeq and is a predicted model, not a curated record. The coding region runs from base 623 to 1561 and encodes 312 amino acids. The transcript has 9 exons.
GCCCCGGCAGUCGGUGCGUGGCCGCCGCGCCGGACGGACGCACCUCACCGGGGCUUCGGUGUCGCCGCUAUGGCCGACCUCGCUACUCAAUCCCCCUUCGUCUCUUCCUCCUCCUCCUCCUCCUCUUCUUCUCCUUCUUCUUCUUCCUCCGCCGGUCAGUCACAGACCCAAUUCGGAGGUUGCGGGGGUGCUGGCUCCGCCUCCUGCGUCGAUCCCCCCGCUUCUUCCUCUUCCUCCCAGCCUGUCUCUCUCUUUGCGGCUUCACCAGUGGGCGCCGAAGCGGCACCGGGGGGGCUCGGAAGUCGGGGAGCCUUCCUCCCCCCACCCCACCCCGUCGCUUCUUCUUCUUCGGGGACCCCCCCCCCAAAAAGAACCGGAUUCCCCCGAAUCGCCUUUCGAAGUCGUGCCGGAUCGCGCCGCCUUCGACCGGGAAUACGGCACCGCGUUGCUGGGGGAGCGCGAGGUGCUGAGCCAAAUCCCCGAGGAUCGCGUCUGCGACUUCCCGGUGAAACCCCGCGCCGGAAGCAUCACCGGCGUCACCGCCAAAAUUCCCACCGGAUUGUGUCGGCAAACAUCCGGCACCGCCGCGGCGCUGGAAGAGGUGUCCAAAUGCGUCCGGGAGAUGCACAGUUUCACCAACGAGUUGCUCAGCUGGGAUUUGGUGGAACGUAACGGCAUCACCGGCGACGCCGGCGGUAACGCCGGCGUCGAAGCCGACAGCUCCGGUGACUCCGACGACACCGUCAUCGAGGAAACGUCGGUCGAGGAUCCCCCCGUCGCUCUCCCCCGGCAACUCGCGGGCAUCACCGCGCCGCCGCUGCCGCCGCCGCCCCCCCUUCCCGAAACGCCCCCCCGCCCCGCCGCCGCCCGGGACUGGGAGGAAGAGCGGCUGACCCUGCGGGCGCUGCGGGAAUUGGGGGAACCCCCCCGGGAUACCCCGAAUCCCCCCGGGGACCCGGCUGAACCCCCCCAGCUCCUCCCCUGCCUGGCAGCCCACGACCUUCUCUUCUGGCGGGACGUGAAGAAGACGGGGCUCGUCUUCGGCGCCAGCCUCCUCCUCCUCCUCUCCCUGGCCGCCCUCAGCGCCGUCAGCGUCGUCGCCCACCUCGCCCUGACCCUGCUCUCCGUCACCAUCAGCCUCCGCGUCUACAAAGCCGUCAUCCAGGCCAUCCAAAAAUCGGAAGAGGGGCACCCCUUUCGGGCUUACCUGGAGCUGGACUUGACCUUGUCCCCCGAGACCUUCCAGGCUCACGUCGCCACCGUCGCCCUCCACCUCAACCGGGCGCUGCGGUUCCUCCUCCGUCUCUUCUUGGUGGAGGAUCUGGUGGAUUCCCUGAAGCUGGCCGUGGCAAUGUGGCUGCUGACCUACGUGGGAGCCAUCUUCAACGGCAUCACCCUCCUCAUCCUCGCCGAAUUGUUGGCCUUCACCCUCCCGCCCCUCUACGAGAAGUACAAGGUGCAGAUCGACCACUACGUGGGUCUCGCCCACAGCCAGACCAAGGACCUCAUGGCCAAGAUCCAGGCGAAGCUCCCAGGCCUGGCCAAGAAGAAGCCGGAAUAAAACCCCCGGGGGUGGCGGGGAAAUAUCGGGGUGCUCAGCUGGUGCCCCCCCCUUUCCCUGAGCUCAUCAGGCCCCCCCCAAACUCAUCCCCCCCCCCCCCAACCUCGUACCCCCCUCCCCAUCUCUCACAGUGGCGUCCGUCUGUCCUCCCCUCCUCCCCAAGCCUUGGACUUGGCCUCUGCUGUGGGGCUAUCGGGGAGGGGGGGGGCUGCACCCCAAAACCCCCCCUCCUGCUCUCCCCCCGGGGGGUUCUCCCCCCCCCCCCCCAGCUCAUUUCCCCCCCCUCUUAUUUUUUUUAACAUUAAUUGAGAUGAAAUGUCUGUAACUGCUGUAAAUUGGGGGGGGGGGGGCAAAGCCCCUUGAGGAGGGGCUCAGCCCCCUCCCACAGCCCCCCCAAACCGCACUGCAACCCCCCAGUCCCCUCCUCAAUCUGGGGGGGGGGGAACAGGAAACAGGGGACCCCCCCCCCCCCCCCCAACGCGGCCGCGGGGAUGCGGCAUCAAUAAAACACCGUGACGGAC